UCCGCGACGACUACAGCGUUUGAGGAGGAGCCUGCGGCGACGGCGGCAGCGGUAGCUCCGUGUCCCCGCGGCCCGAGGGAGGGAGGCCGGGGCGGAGGCCGAGGGAGCAGCGGGCAGCGCUCGGGCGAGCGGGCUGGCGGGCGAGCCAUGUGGUUCAUGUACGUGUUGAGCUGGCUGUCGCUGCUUAUCCAAGUGGCCUUCGUCACCUUGGCCAUUGCUGCUGGACUCUACUACUUGGCCGAGCUGAUAGAAGAAUACACAGUGGCCACCAGUCGAAUCAUCAAAUACAUGAUCUGGUUUUCCACAGCUGUGCUGGUCGGCCUCUACGUCUUUGAGCGCUUCCCCAGCUUCCUGAUCGGCAUGGGCCUCUUCACCAACCUCGUCUACUUUGGCCUCCUUCAGACGUUCCCUUUCAUCAUGCUGACCUCGCCCAACUUCAUCCUUUCUUGUGUGCUGGUUGUGGUCAAUCACUACUUAGCGUUCCAGUAUUUUGCAGAGGAAUAUUACCCCUUCUCAGAGGUCCUGGCCUACUUCACCUUCUGCCUCUGGUUAAUCCCAUUUGCCUUCUUUGUGUCGCUGUCCGCCGGGGAGAAUGUCCUGCCCUCCACUGUGCAGCCUGGAGGUGAGAAGGGGCUGUGGGGGUGGCAGGAGCUGGGGAGCCUCCGGGAGCCUCCGUGGGCCCCAGGGCAGAGAUGGCCCCCUGAUUGGCCUGUGCCUCCGCAGAUGAUGUGGUCUCCAACUACUUCACCAAAGGCAAGCGAGGCAAACGUUCUGGGAUCCUGGUUAUCUUCUCCUUCAUCAAAGAAGCCAUCCUGCCCAGCCGGCAGAAGAUAUACUGACCCCUCGGGGAGGGGGCCCAGGGGUGAGGAGGAGGGUGCUGAGCCUGGGAUUGGGCCUUCCAUUGUCGUCGUGGUCAUCGAGGAAGCCUGGGGGACUCUCCCCCACCCGGGCCCUCUCCCCCGUGUGCCCACACCUGAGGGGUCUCGGUUAGGACUGGAGAAAGCGAAGGCCACGCGAUGUGCCCUGGACUUGCUUCCCGAGGAGUCCAGGGCUGUGGCUGGAGGCCUCCCAUCCUGAUCCCAUGCCCAUCUGGGCUUUGGCGAGCCUUCAGGCCAGGAGGCUGAAAAUUACCCCUUGUUCGGCCCUCCUGGGACCUGCAAUGGGGCUAUUGGGCCGAUCUAACCCCAAGUGGCGGCUCUGCCAGAGGGGCGGCAGAGGGGGGCUUCCUUCUUCUAGAGGACCCUGCGGGCGAGCCAAGACUUGGCGCAUUUCCAAAGGAAAUAGCUUUUUGGUGUUGAACUGUGAUUUCUGGCAAAGUACAAAACCCGUUUGAAUAAAGAUUCAAGGUGGCAUUUUUUUCCUUAA
Monodelphis domestica (gray short-tailed opossum) is the source of this 1365-nucleotide messenger RNA. NCBI's taxonomy places the organism in Eukaryota, Metazoa, Chordata, Mammalia, Didelphimorphia, Didelphidae. The record is from RefSeq and is a predicted model, not a curated record.